UCUGAGUUGCGUGUCGCCUGUCUUGGUGCUCUCUGGUGGCUCUGCCGCAGCUUCUCUCAGGCUUUUAUCUGCACCUGUCGUGGGGGGUCGUAGGAAGGACUCGGGGGACCCAGGAGCCCUAGAAAUGGACUCAGUGGCCAUUGAGGACGUGAAAGUGAACUUCACCCCAGAGGAGUGGGCUUUGCUGGAUCCUUCACAGAAGAAACUCUACAGAGAUGUGAUGUGGGACACCUUCAGGCACCUGGCCUCAGUAGGGAAAAAAUGGGAGGAUCAUGACAUUGGAGAUCAGUACAAAAACCAGGGGAGAAAACUAAGAAAUCGUAUGGUAGAGAGACUCUGUGAAAGUGAAGACAGUAGUGAGUGCAGAGAAAACUUCAGCCUUAUUCCAAAUCUCAGUCUGAAUAAGAAAACUACUAGAGUGAAACCACAUGGAUACAGGGCAUGUGGGAAAGUCUUCAUGCGUCAUUCACCCCUUUAUGGGCACAUCAGAUGUCACACUGGACUCAAACCGGAUGAGUAUCAGACAGAUGGAGAAAAGCCGUAUAAAUGUAAGAAAUGUGGUAUAGCCUUCCGUUAUCUCCAGGUUUUUGAAAAACAUAAAAGAAAUCACCGUAGAGGGGAAAACAAUAAAUGUAAGGAAUGUGAGAAAGCCUUUAGUAGUUCCGCUUCUUUGAGAAGACAUGAAAGAAUUCACACCGAGAAGAAACUCAAUCGAUGUAAACAAUGUAGAAGAACCUUUAUUUAUCAUCAUACUUUUCAAAGACAUGAGAGGAUUCACACAGGACAGAAACCCUAUGAAUGUAAGCAGUGUGGUAAAGGUUUUGUUUCUCUUAAAGGUUUCCAAGUACAUGAAAGGAGUCACACUGGAGAGAAACCCUAUGAAUGUAAAAAAUGCAGUAAAGCAUACGCUUCUUCCAGUUCUCUGCGAGUCCAUGAAAAGACUCAUAGUGGAGAGAAGCCCUAUGAAUGUCUGGAAUGUGGGAAAGCCUUUAGUUAUUCCUCUAGAUUGAAAAGCCAUGAAAGAACUCACACUGAGGAGAGACUGUAUCAAUGUAAACAAUGUGGAAGUGUCUUCAGAAAUCGGGAUACUUUUCAAAAACAUGAGAGGACUCACAUAGCAGAGAAAAACUAUAAAUGUAAGCAGUGUGGUAAAACUUUCGUUUCUCAUCAAGGUCUCCGAAUACAUGAAGGAGGAAAUCACAGUGGAGAAGAAAAACCCUACAAGUGUAAGGAAUGUGGGAAAGCCUUCCGUUUGCGUGCAUCCUUUCAAAUACAUGAACGAAUUCACACUGUAGGAAAAUCCUAUGAAUGUAAAGAAUGUGGGAAAAUCUUUGCAAGGUUCACAAGCUUUCAGAGACACAUGAUGAUGCACAAGGGAGAUGUUCUUUAUAUAUGUGAAGAAUGUGGAAAAGCUUUCAGUUAUUCCACUUCAUUGCGCAAACAUGAAACAAUUCACACUGGGGAGAAACCCUAUCAAUGUAAACAAUGUGGAAGAACCUUUAGGUAUCAUCAAACUUUUAAAACACAUGCAAGUACUCACACGGGACGGAAACCCUAUGAAUGUAAGCAAUGUGGUAAAGGUUUUGUUACUCAUAAAGGUUUCCAACUACAUGAAAGAAUUCAUACAGGAGAGAAACCCCACACAUGUAAACACUGUAGUAAAGCAUACCGUUGUUCCAGUUCUCUGCGAAAACACGAGAUAACUCAUAGUGGAAAGAAACCGUAUAAAUGUCUGGAAUGUGGGGAAGCCUUUAAUUAUUCCUCUUCAUUGCAAUUACAUGAAAGACGUCACACUGGAGAGAAACCCUAUAAAUGUAAAAAAUGUAGUAAAGCCUACACUUCUUCCGGUUCUCUACAAACACAUGAAAGAACUCACACUGGAGAGAAACCGUAUCAUUGUAAAAAAUGUGGUAAAGCAUUCAUUUGUUCCAGUGCUCUGCGCAAACAUGAAAGAAUUCAUACUGGAGAGAAAACCUACAAGUGUCUGGAAUGUGAGAAACGAUUCGUUACUCCCAGUUCAUUUCAAAUACAUCAAAGGAUUCACACUGGAGAAAAACCCUAUGAAUGUAAACAGUGUGGUAAAGCCUUCAAUUAUUACUAUUCCUUAAAAUUACAUGGAAGAACUCAUACUGGAGAGAAGCCGUAUGAAUGCAAGGAAUGUGGGAAAGCCUUCUGUUAUCUCCAAACCUUAAAAAUACACCUGAGACUGCACACUGGAGAAAAACCCUAUGAAUGCAAGGAAUGUGGGAAAGCCUUCUGUUAUCUCCAAGCCUUAAAAAUACACCUGAGACUGCACACUGGAAAGAAAUUGUAUGAAUGUAAACAAUGUGGUAAAGCCUACAAAUAUUAUGGUUUCUUACAAAUUCAUGAAAAACGUCAUACUGAAAAGAAACCCUGUGAAUAUCAGGAAUGUGGGAAAGCCUUUAUUUCUUGAACAAAGUUUUAAGGACAUGUAAGAGUACACAGAGGAGAAAAAUAUAAAUAUGAAGAAUGUGGGAAAGUCUUCUUGAUCCCAAGUCCUUACAAAGACAUGAAAGACCUUAAUUGAUAAAACCUCCUGAACGUAAACAGCAUGGGGAAGCCUUCAAUUGCCCCCCACCCUUAUCUGAAAAUGCCCAAUGAAAAGAGUUCAAGAAACAUGGGAAAGAUUAAUGGAAAUUACUCUAUGUAUAAUGUUCUAGAAAAUUUUCGAGAUGAAAGAAUUGUUAUAAACGUUGUAAAUAUAUUGUGUUUACCAAGCCUCUUUCUUAAAAUGCGAUAUUGGACUGUGGAUUUCUACAAAUUACUAUUAGAAAUGAAGCAAGAGUUCUGUGAAUUGUCUUUCAAAACUAGUACAUAAGAUUAACAGGUACUGCCUUUUCCUUAAAUUGACUAAUAUUUUCUCUUUCUAUUUUGCAGCCUGUUGUAUCCAUGGGUGAAUUGAAAUGUAUUGCUAAUAUACAAUUAGGUUUAAUUUUCUUUUAUAAUGUUUUAUUUGUUCUGUGUUCAGGGACUGUUGAAAAUUGAUACUUGUUUGUUGGGAUUUUCCUGCUGGCCUUGUGUAGAAGCAUCUGUAUAUCCCUAAUCCAUUAUAUAUUGUACCUUUCUUACUGAGAAAGCCUUUUUGAGGUGCUGGGUAUAACAGCCUUUUUCUAUUUUCCAUACUA
Molecule: messenger RNA, 3146 nt
Organism: Equus quagga
Lineage: Eukaryota; Metazoa; Chordata; Mammalia; Perissodactyla; Equidae
Product: zinc finger protein 14-like
Exons: 4
Coding region: 125-2434 (769 amino acids)
Biological process (GO): regulation of cytokine production; negative regulation of transcription by RNA polymerase II; regulation of immune system process
Molecular function (GO): RNA polymerase II cis-regulatory region sequence-specific DNA binding; DNA-binding transcription factor activity, RNA polymerase II-specific
Source: RefSeq, a predicted model, not a curated record